This is a messenger RNA of Hevea brasiliensis (rubber tree), 3373 nucleotides long. Its product is annotated as disease resistance protein RPM1. Gene Ontology annotation, molecular function: ADP binding. Lineage: Eukaryota; Viridiplantae; Streptophyta; Magnoliopsida; Malpighiales; Euphorbiaceae. Gene Ontology annotation, biological process: defense response to other organism. The record is from RefSeq and is a predicted model, not a curated record. The coding region runs from base 185 to 2980 and encodes 931 amino acids. The transcript has 2 exons.
UAUUAAAGAAGGAUUCUUCAGUUACCUUGUAUAUUUGCUUGGCUACGUUGUGUCCAUUUUACAAGAUAAAAUAGAAUUUUGUUAAGAGAACUGCGAAUUUAAUUUUGCAUUCUACAUUUACUCUCUCCCUUCUCCUUGCCCCUCAGCCGCAACGAGUCUGUAGCUGUAACUAAAAGGUUGAGAAAUGACCGACGCUGUUGUGAGUAAGGCAAUUGAGAAGCUGGAUUUGUUGCUGACCUCAGAAGUUAAGCUGUUGGUUGGUGUCCAUAAAGAAAUUGCAGACGUCAAGGACGAACUGGAAAGCAUCAAAUCUUUCCUCAGAGAUGCAGAUGCCAGGGCGGAUCAAGGAGUCGAUAGCAAUCUCAAUGCCUGGGUCAAACAAGUAAGAAAACUGUCUUACAGCAUAGAAGAUGUCAUCGAUGAUUACACGCAGCAUUUGGCUCGAAACAGGGAUCGCCAUAAUUUGUUGCAUAAGAUCACUCGCUUGGCCAUGAAAUUAAAGCCACGCCACCAGAUAGCCUCACGGAUUCAAGAAUUCAAGAAAUCAGUUCGUGUAAUAAGGGAAAGAUGCGACAGAUAUAACUUCAGUUCUUCUUUAGAACAAGGAGGCAAUGAGGGGCCUAAUACAUGGAAUGACCCUCGGCUGGCUUCCUUGUUCAUCGAGGAAGCUGAACUUGUGGGAAUCGAAGCUCCAAAAAGUAAAGUGGUCAAUUUAUUGUUAGAGGGAACAUCCAAGAGAGCUGUGAUCUCAGUGGUGGGCAUGGGAGGAUUAGGCAAGACCACCCUUGCCAAGAAGGUAUACGACUCUGAGAGGGCUUCAUCACACUUUGAUUGCAAGGCUUGGAUCACAGUAUCUCAAUCCUACAAGAAGGAGGAGCUACUGAGGACCAUGAUAAAGCAAUUGCAACGAGAAAAGCCACAGCCUGCAUUCGAUGGAAUAGAGAAUAUGGAAGAGUCGCAGCUGAUUACGAAGCUGAGAGAGUAUUUAUCAGAGAAGAGGUAUAUAGUUGUUCUUGAUGAUGUCUGGAGUAUUGAUUUCUGGGGAUAUAUAAGGAAUGAUUGUCCUGAUAAUGACAAAGGCAGUAGAAUCAUUAUCACGACUCGAAGGGUAGAUGUUGCCCCUUCCUCUAAAGAGUCUUCAAUUUAUCAUGUCCACGAACUUCAACCUUUGCCUCGUGACCAAGCUUUUGAGCUGUUUUGCAAGAAGGUAUUCCAAUUGAACGAGGGAAAUUGCCCAUUGGAGUUGCAAGAGUUGUCAGAGGCUAUCGUUCAAAAAUGUGAAGGAUUGCCCUUAGCCAUUGUGACAAUUGGUAGUUUAUUAGCAACUAAAGACAAGAGUACAUCAGAGUGGCAAAGGUUGUGCAAUGGACUUGGUUCAGCAUUAGCAAGUGAUCAGCGGCUCUCAAGUAUUGCAAAAAUUUUAUCCCUAAGCUAUCAUGAUCUGCCUUACCAUCUUAAAUCUUGUUUUUUGCAUUUGAGCCUCUUUCCAGAGAAUUACGCUAUUAAUUGUCGAAGAUUAAUUCGAUUGUGGAUAGCUGAGGGCUUCAUAAAAGAAAGGCAAGGCGUAACAUUGGAAGAUAUUGCAGAGGAAUACUUAAUCGAGCUCUUUCACAGAAGCUUGGUUCAAGUGGCCAGUGUUAGCAUUGAUGGUAGGGCGAAAGAAUGCAAGGUCCAUGAUUUGGUAAGGGAGGUUUUUCUUUCUGUAUCCAAAGAAUUAAGCUUCCAUCAAGUCUCAUUAGAAACAUAUGAGAGUAUGAAUGGAAGAAUCCGGCACCUCUCAAUUUAUGGUGGAGCAACACAUAUUCCAGAAAGUAGCAGCAAUUUUCAAACUCAUUCUAUUAUUGUUUUAGGAGUACAUGAAUUGCCAAAAUCUUUGGUUAGUUCAUUCUUUACAAAUCUUAAGCUUUUGAGAGCUCUAGAUUUUGAAGGAGCACCUUUGGAUCACAUUCCUAAAGAAUUGGGAACUUUAUGGCAUUUGAGAUAUUUAAGCCUAAGAAGGACAAAGGUAAAGAUGAUACCAACAACCAUUGGUAAGCUGUGCAACCUAGAGACUUUGGAUUUGAGAGAUUCCCUUGCGUAUGAUCUGCCUGCUGAGAUCAAUAGGCUGCCUGAAUUGCGACAUCUUCAGGCCUAUUCCGUUAAUUUCGAUGAUGAUUUUGAUGUUAAUACCUAUCGUGGGUUGAAGAUGCACGGCAACAUUGGGUGUCUAAAGGCCUUACAAAAGCUUGAAUACAUCGAAGUAGAUGAUGACAUGGGCUUGAGAUGUUUGACACAGUUGCGAUCAUUAGGGAUCACGAAAUUGAAAAGAGAAAAGGUCAUCGCAUUGUGCUCUGCGUUGGAGAAGAUGACUUGCCUUCGCAGUCUGAGUGUCUUUUCAAUACAUGGGGAUGAAUUUCUGGAUCUGGAAUCAAUUUCUAAUCCCCUUCCUCUCCUUCAACGUCUCUACCUACAUGGCCCAUUAAUGGAGUUGCCAAAUUGGAUUGUCAAGCAAACGAGUUUGGUUAAACUCGAUCUAUUUUGUUCCAGAUUAGGAGAAGGUGCAAUGCAGGACCUCGAAGCUUUACCUAAUCUACAAAGAUUAAGGAUUUAUAAGGGAUACAAUGGAGAGCAAUUGCAUUUUAGGAGAGACUGCUUUCAAAAACUCAAGGUGCUGCAUCUACGUUCCUUGACUCCAUUGAAUGUGCUCAUAAUAGACCAAGGAUCACUUCCUCUUCUUGAAGAGCUAAUUAUUGGGCCUUGCCCGAAUUUGAAGGAGGUGCCCUCUGACAUCCAGUUUCUGAGAAAUCUCAAAAAGCUGGAUUUUGAGGACAUAAAGAGAGAAUUUGCAAUUGAAAUGCUACCAGAUGAAGGUCCUGACUAUUGGAAAGUUAAGCAUAUACCAACAGUCCUCUUCUCAUAUAAGAUUACAGGACUCAAUUUUAAAUACUACAAGCUUGGUGAUUCAGACUUGGUGAAACACUUGCACAAGGACUUGGAAUGAUGUGCUAAGUUCAGUUCUUGCAGCUCCACUAACAGUACAGGUACUUUCUAUUGAUGGUGCUGAGCUUCUCAUUUAGUCCAUGGCUUUCUACUGCCAAGGAGGUUUUAUGCUUUUGUUGUUGUGGCGUUGCAACUCUAGUUCAUCUGCUAUUAGGCUAUCAAGUCUCAGACUUCUAUGACAUUGAAAUUUGUAUCUAAUAAUAUUAUUGUGUCAUUAAAACGUGCAUGCUAUGCUAAACUCUUGGAGUUGAUAGAGUUUUUGGAGAAUAUUUGGUGAAAAAUUAUGCGUGAAAAAAAAGGAAAUAUUUUGGUGGAAUGUGUUUUGUCGAAAAGGAGAAGUUCUCCAUAUUUGUAGAUUUAAAUUUAUGAAGAUUGUCUUGUGUUUGGUGUGUGA